Messenger RNA from Tachysurus fulvidraco (yellow catfish), 2269 nucleotides. RefSeq names its product chromosome 9 C1orf198 homolog (gene c9h1orf198). The record is from RefSeq and is a predicted model, not a curated record. Lineage: Eukaryota; Metazoa; Chordata; Actinopteri; Siluriformes; Bagridae. The coding region runs from base 25 to 1278 and encodes 417 amino acids. The transcript is spliced from 4 exons.
CUGUUUUCACCAGCUGUGGAGAAAAUGGCCGCCACGGCGAUGGAAGGGGCUGCGGUCGAUGCGCGCGUCAGCGAGGCGAAAAAGCACGAAUACUUCAGCUCGAUCAACUCCAUGGCCAGGAAGAUCAUGCAGGAAAGAGAGAAGAUUAAGGAGACGUACGGCUCGGCUUGGGAGGACAUGUCGCCGACCGAACAGGACUCAGCUAUCGACGACGGGAUGAUGGAGCCGAAGGUCCGCGCUCGGUACGCGAUGCACCGGACGGACCGCGAACAAGUGGUUUGUUAUCCGAAAAUGUUGAUCCAAACCGGCCAGAAAAUCGUCCACUUCGGAGAGGAGGAUCUCACUUGGCAGGAUGAACAUUCUGCACCCUUUUCUUGGGAGACCAAAAGUCAACUGGAAUUUAGUAUGAUCGCAGGUGCUCUGGAGUCCACGUCGUCGUCGUCGUCCGUGAUCGAAUCCAAACCCAAAAUAUCUCAGAGCAGCAAGCUUCCGGGGAUCGAGGGCUCGGGACAGGUGCGGCGUGAUGAGGAGUCAUCUUUCUGGAAGCUGAGUGCUGAGAGGUCACGUCUGGAGGGCGAGAAGGCAGACUUCCAGUCACUCACGCCCAGUCAGAUAAAGUCGAUGGAGAAAGGAGAGAAGCCGCUGCCUUUGUACCUGAGGUCUGAAUCCAGGGAAGGACAGGAACCUGCAGCACCACGUCCCAUGAAACCGAGAGUGUCUAAACCUCCAGCUCCUCCUCCUCCUGCUCCCAUCAGCAUGAACCCGGCACCUCUUAGUGUUACCCCAGCGGCUCUGAGCGUGACGCAGGCACCUCUGAACGUGAACCCGGCAUCUCUCAGUGUUACCCCGGCGGCUCUGAGCGUGACCCAGGCACCUCUCAGUGUUACCCCGGCGGCUCUGAGCGUGACCCAAGCACCUCUUAGUGUUACCCCUGCGGCUCGGAACAUGACGAAGGCACCUCUGAGCGUUACACCGACACCUCUGAACUUGAACCCAGCACCCGCCGCACCACUAGGAGGCUGGGAAAGAGCUCAGAGCACCCUGCCAUCCGUCAGCAGCACUCUAGAUGACGUGUUCAGUCCCGGUUUGGGUCCGAAAACACCGUUUGAGUCAACCAAAGACAGAGAAAAGGACGACAGCGUGCAAUCUGGAAGCCCUGCAUUUUCACAACCAGCGUUCACUUUCUUUUUAAAAACCUCUCCUCCCUUUUCUCUGUUGCAGUACAACACGAGCAGCAGCAUCCUGAAGACCGGCUUUGACUUUCUGGACAACUGGUAACGUCGGGAAACGUGACCUCAGGCAGCGGCUCCGUUCCAGACAACAGGACUUCGACCAUCCCACAAACACAUGACAAAACCGUUACAGAAAAAAAACCCACAUCUUAGAAACCUUAGUAAAGCUACAAUUGGCAUAUCGUAGAGCUAAACUGCUGUUGCAUGUCGAUUAAUCAGCGUUACAACAAUUUAGAGAAUAGUUUGGGCAAAAUAUUUCCGCUUACUACUUAAGAAACGUUUGGUGUGUGAAUUUCGCUUUCUUUAUUUUGCAUUAAAACUAAAACGGCUAAAGUAAUGGAAACAUCUAGCGACCAGUUCCGCAUAAAAUCAUUCCAUUUAUAAUAUAAACUAAUUUAAUAAUGCUCUCAAAGAGCUAUCAUGACGCUAGCUUUUUUAUUUAUCAGCCAUGUAGGUUUGUUUCCUCCGCAAAACAAAACAAGCUCAUCUCAGACACCAAAAUUACGGCUUUUCCGAUUUAUUCUGUCCAAAGUACUCUUUAAAUGAAAUGAAAUGAAAUGAAAUCAACUUUCAGUUCUUAUCAGUAAAUCUCUGAAGAAAUACUUUGUACCGGUUGUAGCUUUCAAGUUAGCAAAUGAGUCGUAAACGUACGAAUGUAUUCGCAAUACAGCAAUAACACAAAGGUAGUGAUGAAUCUGGACAGGACAAUAAAGUCUGCAAGUUUUCUUUUCCUUUUUUAUUCGUUAAUCAGACCUGAGUACUAGUGCUACGAUGCUUUAGACGGUAGUUGCUGAAUUUUAAAACGAAGAUGAUGAGAGAGAAAAAAAAAGGUGCAUUUUACACUACAGUGGUUUUCUAGACUUUUUUGAUAAACUGCCUGUCAUUUUGUCAUCAUGUGUCUUGUCAUGAUCAUGUAUUGCUCACGUGUGACCUGUGUUCAGUAAUGUAUUUAUAAGGUCUCAAACCGAUUCCCCUCUUUUUGUCUUCCUUUCACAUUCUUUGCAUAACACGUAUCAUUAAAAGAAAAAAAACUGUCA